UGUCUGAAAAUUUAUCGAGUACAUAGACUGAAGCCGUUGAAAAAUGAAAAUGCUAAAAUAUACUUAUGUAUGUAAAAUUUAAAAAAGAAUUAAAUAAAAUUGAGUUCCUCCUUCGUUAACGAGCUAGCCGUAUAAAUUUUGCCAACAACAAAAACAGGUAUAGCGAACUAGCACGCACGUCCUUCUAUUCAUCUCUGUUUCUCUCUUCCUCGCCAAAAAGCUCCCAAUCUCCUAUGGAUUCUUCCGCAGCUCGUAACCACCAACUCCACCGCGCCGGAAAAUGCCCUUCUUCUCGCCGGAUUCCGUCCUUCUCCUCAUCCCCAUCCUCCGCUGCCUCCUCCUCCUCCUCGCUCGAUCAAUCAAUGCAUUCUCAUGAUGACUCCAUGCUCGGUCCCGCAACCCCUCUGAGAUUAAUCUCCCGAAUCCCAUUCUCUUGGGAACAUUUUCCCGGAAUCCCCAAGAAUCACGUCCCCAAGAUCGGAUCCUCCCCCUCCCACAAACUCUUGCCGCUGCCUCCUCCAACGACCACUCGUCUUGAAGACCGGAAGAAGAAUUCCGUUCAGGGUGGCUUUCAGAGGGAUCCUUUCUUUGCUGCUUUGGUUGAAUGCUCAAAGUCUAAGAGCGAUUACGAUCGUCACGAAGAAGCUGCUUCCAGUAGCAGUCUCUGGACCAAUAAUGUGACCAAGGUUUCGAGGAGUCUUAGUAAUCGUUUUGAGUUCAUCGGUCUGUUUGCUUCUUGCAAGAGAACCUGUGCCGUUUCUGAAUCUCUGGUUCAUCUUCCGAGUUCCAGAGGAACGAGAAGUUAAAGAAACACGGACACUGUCCCAUAUACAGACAAUGGACUUUGAUAUGUACAUGUUUUAUCUCAAGUGUCGUAUUAUAUUGAGUGUUCGUGUUUCUUUUUUCUUUUUCUUUUUUUCCUCAAGUGUUGGCGGAGCUUUGUGUAGAAGAAAUAAUAAUGGACACGAUAGCCACCGAUUCCCAUAAGCUUUCUGAUCUCGGAGAUUCCUGGCUCGCUGAAAUGUGCUGGCGUUCUUGUCGGCAUUAAGAAAAAUAGAGGGCUCAAGUUAUGGUGAAUGGGUCCGUCUGUAUCGACAAUAUGGCACAAGAGUACUCUUUUAUUCAGAUUCCUCUGCCUUCAUUACAAUUUAUUAUCAAGAGGGAUUAUUUUAAAAAAUAAGAUUACCGUGAUCCAAGUCAUUUAAAUAUAAGAGUUCUGUUGACUGUUCUAUAAUCUAUAUAUUAAUAUCAUUUACGGAGCACUGGCUAGAUGCAUGGCUUCUUUGCCUGC
Molecule: messenger RNA, 1291 nt
Organism: Prosopis cineraria
Lineage: Eukaryota; Viridiplantae; Streptophyta; Magnoliopsida; Fabales; Fabaceae
Exons: 2
Coding region: 234-806 (190 amino acids)
Source: RefSeq, a predicted model, not a curated record